Messenger RNA from Echinococcus granulosus, 1815 nucleotides. RefSeq names its product GTP-binding protein REM. The transcript has 5 exons. Gene Ontology annotation, molecular function: GTP binding; GTPase activity; calcium channel regulator activity. NCBI's taxonomy places the organism in Eukaryota, Metazoa, Platyhelminthes, Cestoda, Cyclophyllidea, Taeniidae. Gene Ontology annotation, cellular component: plasma membrane. Bases 1 to 1815 code for a protein of 604 amino acids. The record is from RefSeq and is a predicted model, not a curated record.
AUGGAUAAACGUCCGUACAUUUUUUAUAAGGAUAUGCCUCUGCAUCGCCAUGAGGAACUAAAAGAUCGUCUUCAUCGUGCCUAUUCGACACGGCGAGUUCUGCCCAACGUUCAGAUCUCUGAGGCUGCUUUAAAUCGUGCUCGAAGUCUUCACGUUCCUGCAAAAAAGCGAGUUCCCAUGGAGGGUAUUCGGUCUUCCUCUCGAGCCACGAACUCGCCAUCCCCUUCUGAGAUUGCCCAACGAACGCAUAGACCGCCUUCAGUUGGCGGACGACCACACAGAAAUCUCCAAAAAUAUCGACAAGCAUCCAUUGUGGCUUCAUCUGUCACCUCCAGCGCUAUCUCCAACUCUCCACUUGCUCCUCGUCUAUCACCGAAUCUCAGUCAUAGGGGAGAGACACGGCAUCAAGCACGCUCAAUGAAAGGGAAUGAUAAGCCAGAGCAACGAAUGAGACGACAGUUGCCUUGCAAAGUCGUGCUUCCCAACAAUAGCAAUGAGGAAAUGGAUGAGGGUGAGUCUGUGGCUUCAACAUUUGACGACUUUGACUACUUCUGUAGCAUCUCCUACUCUCCAAGCAGCAAAGUCGCACCCAAUUACACGGCAGAAACAACUCAGACACGACGCCAAAGAAUGCGAGGAAGGCGAAGCCAUUCCAUGCUUCAUCCAAAUGAAAGUGUGGUCGAUUACUCCUCACCUUCAACAUCUUUUACGACAGCAAGUAGCGGGAAGGACCAUGUUGUUGAUAAACGGGUGUUUAGUCGGACCUUGACAACGUACAAUCAGGAUAUAGUGGAGGACAUAACCCCUAAACGUAUGUCUGGAAAUGCGUCAAGAAACAAUUCAUCGGUCAGUUUGACCCAAGGUAGCCGGGCAUCCUAUUCCCCAGGACGGCCACCAAUUACACCUCAAGCACCACCAAAAAUUCCUUCUGGAAGUCGAGAAUCACCACUCGGUGCCGCAAUUUCUCAGGAGGCAUUGGAAGCCGACGAUCCAGAUUUGGUGGAAUUCAAAGUUCAGGUGGUAGGAUCACCCUCUGUCGGCAAGUCAACUAUUUGCCAGAGACUGGCAAGUCUAAAUAGUGAAGAUAGUGAUGACUUCAACGAGGACGCUUGCGAAGACCUUCAAACAUUGUCAGUGAAAGCGACAUUAAAUGGAAAAGUCUUUAAUGUUGGAUUUGUAGAAACCGCUAUGUAUGCAGCAGAAGAUGCGAUGGAGUGCGUGGACGCUUUCGUGGUGGUCUAUGCAAUUGACGACGACUCCACCUUCGAAUUUGCUAGACGAGUUCUUCUAGUCCUGAGAGAAAGUGUACGGGAAAAUUCUCUACCACCCGCUGGCUUUAUUCUGGUCGGAAAUAAGUCCGAUCUUGUUCGUGGACGUGAAGUACCCACAGAUGAAGGAAAUCAAUUUGCAGCAUCUCAAAAGGCUGAAUUUAUUGAAGUUUCCGCUGUGUUGGAUCACAAAAUACUUGAACUCCUUUUCACAAUCAUCACCCACCUUCGAGGGUUGGAAGAGGCUAAAGCACAACGACCCAAACGACCACCGACCAAUGAACUCUGGGGCACAAGUAGAAAGAUCGCUGUCAAGAUGGCUGCCAGUGGAGGUAGCGGCUCUAGUGGUGAUGGUGGCGGUGGAGGAGGAGGUGGUGCAGGCAGUGGUAGUGGACUGGGAGGAGGAGGCGGCGGUGGAGGUGACACUUUUUCCCGAAUCAGUAAAAAACCUGCCAAAAACGAGAUUGUCAAAUUCUUCAAGAGACACUUCUCCAAGUCCGCUAUGGAAGACCCCAUGUGUGGCAGAGAGAUGGGUGAUGGUACUUAG